This is a messenger RNA of Helobdella robusta, 753 nucleotides long. RefSeq lists its product as hypothetical. The record is from RefSeq and is a predicted model, not a curated record. The coding region runs from base 1 to 753 and encodes 250 amino acids. The transcript is spliced from 2 exons. Lineage: Eukaryota; Metazoa; Annelida; Clitellata; Rhynchobdellida; Glossiphoniidae.
AUGGACAAAUCAUCUUCAGAUAAUUGCCUAACUUUAGUGGCGGAUAGCAACAGCGGCAGAACUGAUAGAGAGAACAGCCAGUCUCCUCCAGCCAGCCAGAGUAACGUGGGUCCUCCAAGUACGGCUAAUUCUCUGGGGGUUGCUAGCGUUUUCACCUUCAAUUCUACUGAAGAAGUUAGUUUUGAAGAUGAUCGCUUCCUGGUGAAUCGUGAUAAGAAGUCCCUUCCCUCGACUCCCACCAACGCCGAUGUCGAAGAAAGUGUCAAUGACAAUGAAAAUGAUGCAAGUGGUACUUAUGUUGAGGAUGUCGACAAUAAUUCUUUCACUGAUAAAAAGAAAUACAUAAAAUUAGAAGUUCAAGAGGAGUAUACAUAUGUGAUUCGCUAUGACUACCCCACCUUACUGAAGAAAAUUGAAGAAAUCAAACAGUGGGAAGAGGAACAAGUGACGUCAUCAACCUCCACCAACAACAAAGAUAUCCCCACCACUGCCAAACUUGAAACACUCUACGAAGACAAAACUCUAGAGAAAAAUCUAAAAGACAAGUUAUCAACUCGAAUGUUUAGGAAUAUUUUCUCAAAAAUGACAUCUCCAGUGGCCGACAGAAAGAUUUCCCCAAGCUCCGUCCACUACAAAAAGACAAAAAGUCGAUACUCCAGUUCUCCGAGUUUGACAAAAAGUAGUGGAACAGGAAAUAAUGGAAAGAAAAAUUCAGCUGGCGUGAAGAUAAAGAAAGAUGGCGUCACUGUUUGA